Molecule: messenger RNA, 510 nt
Organism: Styela clava
Lineage: Eukaryota; Metazoa; Chordata; Ascidiacea; Stolidobranchia; Styelidae
Source: RefSeq, a predicted model, not a curated record
AUGGAGGCAGGCUUUCGAACAAAAGUUGUGCCAUGGAGACGAGGGGCAAGCGGGAAGCUAACGGAAUAUUUAUUUUCUGCUCGAUCGCACGAGAACCAUGUUCUCUUAGUUACGGACAGUAAUGGUCGAAAUUUAGUGAAUCCACAGGUUGUCAGAGUGCCAAAAAAAUGCAAAUUCGACCUAUCCGUGGUGGCCAUUCCCGGUGGUCGGAUUUCGCAUGGGCAAAAAGAACUCUUAGAUGGUCGUCACUUUGAAAAGCUUGAUUUUUUAAUUUGUGCCUUGGGCAGCAACAAUUUUUCGAACAAUUGCCAAGAACACACCAUCGACAUUUUGGAAGAAUUGGAAUCCUUUACAGCCGCUGUGCAAAUUAUUUAUCCUCGUGUGAAGAUUGUUUUUGCCAAAAUAUUGGCGCAGACUGGCAGGCAUUCUAACUGCGUGGGAAUUGUGAAUGCAGAAAUUCAAAAAUAUGCAGAAAAGAACAAACCCCCGUUCUCGAUUUUCAGAAUUUAA